UAUCUAUCUAUCUAUAGGACUGUAAAGGUAUAAGGUCUACCUGGAGCCCACUCAGUCACCUGGCUCCACAGGUGCCGGUACAUACACACACUUUAUACGCCAGGAGUUUUUAUCCACAAUACACGGUAUAUAACCUUUAUGUACAUAUAAACUAGUGUACAUAUCUUAUCUAUAUUUGUGAUUGCAGAACCAAGAAUGUAAACCGCAGUUUAAGUAUCAGUAGCUAUGUGGUGGUGAAAGUGAAAAUACGAUUUUUUGUGAAUACAUUCAGAGAGAGAUACUUAAAAUCUUGGAAUCCAUUCUCGACACUGUGAUAAAACUUGGUGAAGAAUGGGGUCCAGAAAGUAUCUGGUUCUGUUCCAUUCUGUCUCCUGCGGUCAGAACGGUCCCAACCUAGGGGCAGACGAACAGGAUAUUGUCCUCAUAGUUUAUCUUAUUCUAGAUAUUACUAAUAACAAGAUUUUGACUGUUAAGAAGUUCCCAGUUCGACCCACAGGGCUGGAUAUAAAUGAAAAUAUAUUGUCAGAGGAGGUUCGAACCGAGUAUCAGAUCACAGAUUAUGAUAUCAAGUCUGCUGGUAGUUUGAGUAGUGUGAUCAAGGAUCUAGAUUCCUCCUGGAGAGAUCAAGUUCCAGGUAGCUUCACGCUAGUCACAGACGGUCAACUUCAUCUCAGGCAAACUCUCUUCCCAGAAGCUUACAGGAAGAACAUCACCCUCCCGGCCUAUUACCAGAAAUUUCACGAUCUCAGAAAAGAAUUUCAGUCUGUAGUCCCAUCUUCAACAGCACAGGAAAAUCUGACAGUUGAGGAGAUGGUUGGACUUCUUGGUCUUACUUCUAAUUCAUACCCUGAUCUUGCUCUACGCACUGUGAACAACAUGGCUCGAAUACUGCAGAAGUUUAUCGCUGAGGGUCGGCAGCUACAUGAGCCGGAAACCGUGCAGGUCAACCUACUCCAGGGAAUCAGAACUAAAAAUGAACAGGUUGACCCUAACUGUGUUGUACGAGCACGAGGUUUACCUUGGCAAGCAUCAGAUACAGAUAUUGCCAGGUUCUUCAUAGGUCUAAAUGUGGCACCAGGAGGUGUAGCGCUGUGUUUAUCUGCUCAGGGAAGAAGAAAUGGGGAAGCUCUUGUGCUCUUCGAGUCAUCAGCCCACAGGGACAUGGCACUUAGGAGACACAAGCAUCAUAUUGGGAACCGGUAUAUUGAGGUGUACAAGGCGAGUGGAGAGGAUUUCAUUGAAAUUGCUGGAGGUAACAAUACCGAGGCUCAAGAGUUCCUAAGUCGGGGAGGUCAGGUUAUAAUCAGGAUGAGAGGUCUACCUUACGACUGCACUACCAAACAAGUGAUUGAAUUUUUCGACGGUGGUGAAGACCCCUGCAGUGUACUGGAUAAGGACCAUGGUGUACUAUUCGUUAAGAAACCUGAUGGAAGGGCUACUGGAGAUGCAUUCGUUCUUUUUAAUGAGGAGGGAGACGGUGAGAAGGCGUUGUCCAAGCACAAGGAAUUGAUUGGUUCAAGGUAUAUCGAACUCUUCAGAUCUACCACAGCUGAAGUGCAGCAGGUUUUAAAUAGAUCAAUAGAUCCUAUUGGAGGUAAAAGUUCAACACCUCUACUCCCUAUAUCCAACUCCCACUCCCCCUCCCCUCUACUCCCUGGACUCCCUCCGCAACCUAUGCCAGUCAUUCCCCAGCAGAUGAUUACCACCGGAACCAAAAAGGACUGUAUCCGACUCCGUGGAUUACCCUAUGAAGCACAGGUUGAGCAUAUCCUGGAGUUUCUGGGUGAAUACGCCAGGAAUAUUAUAGUUCAAGGGGUUCACAUGGUAUUUAACGCUCAGGGGCAGCCGAGUGGAGAAGCGUUUAUUCAGAUGGAUUGCGAGAACAGCUCUCACAGCGCCGCCACGAACCGACACAACAGAUACAUGGUCAUUGGGAAGAAGCAGCGCUACAUUGAGGUUCUACAGUGCAGCGGCGAGGACAUGUCAAUGGUUCUAACCGGCGGCCUCGCUGCGCCAACCUCGCCUGCUAAACCUCCUCUUCUAUCUCCGGGUAUGUUACAAAUUCCUAUGCCUGCCCACCUCCCUCCUAUUUCUAGUGAGCAACUACAACUGAGUUCCCUCCUCUACCCGCCUAAUAUGCUCUUCAAUGGACUCCUCCCCCCUCCAACCCAAGCUCCACAAAUCCAAGGUUGGGAGCAGUUCCUACUCCCACAGCUCCAACAACAGCAAAGCCAGUAUUUUAUGGUACCUGGAGCUGGUCUUCAGCGUCUAGUUACUCCGUCCUACCAGUUUCAACCCCAGUAUAUCCUUCCACCUCCUUCCUUCGGUGCAUCUAGGCCUUCCUUCCCUCCAUCCUUCUCCCUCUCCCUUCCUCCUCCUCCUACAGUCCAACAUACUGCCAAGAGAACCCAUGAUCAGGCAUUCCAAUCCCAGGUUGACCCUCUUCCGGCUAAACGUCCUCCGGUCAUGUAUACACCAACCUCCACGGGACCUGGAGCCAUUGGUCUUUUACCAAACCCAACCCAUCCUCCUUUACCCUAUACUCAGUUGUAGUUUGCUCAAUUCCCCAGGGAGAAUAUAGUUACCCCUUGCUUGGACACAUCUUUCUGUAGUUUUUAAUAUUAUUUUGUUUGUGAAUCUUCCAUUCAUGUAACCAAGUGCAAUUAUUAAAAUAGUGAAAUAUUGUAAAUUUACAAUUUUAGAAUUGCUUUGUGGUUUUAAAUACGUGCAUUUAUUUAAACUUUAGAAAGUGCCUUAGCAACUUUAUUAACAUAUGAAAUAAGCGUAAACAAAAUUUGCAUUUUUCUCCACACUUUGUGUUGGUUAAACAGUUAGGUAAUUUAUAAAUAAGAAUCACACGCAUUCAAUAUAUAUAUAUAUACAGUUUAUACACGCCUACGCAUUGGGUUGGAUAACCAUGGAUGUAUAUUCACUGGUUGCAUGCCUUGCUAGGGAGCAAGUCCAUAGUUGGGGAAGGGUUAGUAAUAUGGCCGAUUUCUCCCCCCCCCCCCGGCCCCCCAAACAUAGGGUCUAAACACAUUCCGCUCAAUACGAGUACACUUAUCAUACUUUAAAUUUUCGUCACAAACUAGUGUUUAAAUUUUUUACAUUUUUGUAUUUUUUACCGUAUUUUCAUAAUAGUGUUUUUUGUUAAAAGUUUUGUCCAAACCAAAUAUUGGCUUGAAUUUUGUCCUAUAAAAAUCACAAAUCAAAUGGUAUUAUUUUUGUGUACUGUACAGAGUACACUGGAGUCGGUACAUACUAUAGUUGCAAGAUUUGGUUUGGAUUUCUCUUUUAAUCAGCUGUUUUUAUCCCAUGUAUUGGAUACUUAAUGUAUCAUGGAUGAUUAUAUUUGUUGCUGCCCUGCAUAUCUGUAUUUAGUCCUGCCAGGCAUUAAUGUUAGAUUAUUUUGGAAUUAUAAAUAAUCUAAUCUAACAUUUUUAUUUUGGCAAUAUAUAAUUUUUCACAUAAAAAAGUGGUUAAACGAUUAUAUUAUUAAUAACACGCUAGUUUUAACUAAUUAUUGAACAUAAAUUUGUCUUAAACAUAUCAGGAUAUAUUACUAACACUUGAAUGUAGGUUUAUUUUCUUAGUUUAAAAUAUGGUGGAUUUUUUUAUAUUUUUUAUACUUUUAUACAUGUCUAGGUGGGUGGGUGUGGUUAUGGUUCGAGAAUUUGAUAUUGUUGAUCAUCAUUUAGAAAUCAACUUUUCCAUCCGACAAUCAAACUUUUUUUCUUUGUUUAAUAUUGAUCCAUUAGUAUUAUUUUCAUGAAACUGUCUGCUCUUUUUUCAAAGAUUUAACUAUUAAAUUGGUCCCAGUUCUAAUGAAUAUGAUAAUGAGUAAAGUCUAAAUUGGCUUGAUCGAGAACUUAAAACUGAAGCUUUUGUGGCUUUUUCGUUAAAAAAUUGACUUAAGAUGGUUUUCAAAUUGGACUUUUUGCGGUCUCAAUUAUUUUUUUUAACUAAAAACUUUUCUUAAAUUUUGUUUUGUUGCGCAUGUUUAGUUUUUAACACCCAGUAUUAUUUUAUAUUAUUAUCAUGGUGUGAAGUUCAUUUCAAAAUUAAUUUAAUAUUUUGCAACUUGAAAUGGUAAAUGGACAGUUUUAUGGAAAAAUACUGCAUUCCAUUAGAAGGAUCAUAGUUUUUAUAAAUUAUAAAUACAACAAAUUUUAAAAUUAAAACAAUAUCCAACUAGUUUUAAAAACAAUUGAGUGGAAACUAUAAAUGCUCAAACGCAUUAAUUUCUCCUUAUUUUUCGAUUCGCAAAACGGAUUUUUUUAUCUAAAAAAUCCCCUUUUUAAAUUUUUUUCGCAUUUAAUACCCAAACUGGCCACGCCCACACAGCAAAUCCCUUUUGAGAUUCACCUUAUUUUUACACUAAGGAACACUGGGCCUGAAUACCAGUAAAAUUUGUUCCUUUUCUAAAUGUAUUGUUCCAGUUUAUGAAAAUAUAUAUUUAAACUAAAA
Molecule: messenger RNA, 4467 nt
Organism: Eurytemora carolleeae
Lineage: Eukaryota; Metazoa; Arthropoda; Copepoda; Calanoida; Temoridae
Gene: fus
Product: RNA-binding protein fusilli
Exons: 18
Coding region: 331-2553 (740 amino acids)
Biological process (GO): regulation of RNA splicing
Cellular component (GO): nucleoplasm; ribonucleoprotein complex
Molecular function (GO): mRNA binding
Source: RefSeq, a predicted model, not a curated record